GUACAGCAGUGAAGUUGCAUGUGAGUGCAACACCCGUCGUUUUCAAACCCGAGUCCUUCUACAGCGCUUUCAUGUCAGCGCCGUCUCCUCGGGUCAUUGAGCCUACUGAACCAGAUUCGGAUCAUAGUAAGACAUCAUGGAGAAAUAUCAAUCCGAAGAAUCUCUGGUCAGAUGACCCAAGUCAUCCGGUGAAGGUCGCCCUUCGUACAUAUUCUCUCAGCCUAUCUCUCUCUCUUGGUCCUGCACUACUUCCAGUUGCUCUUACCCUCGUCAAUCGUUCAUCCAGUCUGGAAACUCGUUUGGGUUCAUUCAGGCGCGUGUUGAGGCGCGAAGUGGGCCUUACAGGAUUUCCGUUCGCCAUCACAGUAGCCAUUUGUGGUGGAAUUGCAUUGAGGCACCUCUUGGAAGCGAUACGUGUCCACAAUGUCGAUAAACAAGACGAUCCAGAAGUUCGACAACAGCCAGUGAUGGCUUCCACAUUCCAACGACGCGCAACAGCCCUAUCGCUUGCAGCUCAGGCAUGCUCAGGCAUGUCCAACUCAACGCCCUCUCAGAAAGCGUUCCUGUCAAAUAUCUUGUCCUCGACAAUCGCGCUGUUCUUGCUCCAAAGGACUCGACUAUCCAAAGCAGGGUCGCGUCAACCAUUCUCAACCGUUGGAUUAACGCUCCUCUUUUUCUGUCGUGCAACCGACGCAAUCAUGCAGCAUUUCUUAUUCGUGCCAUCAGCCCGGAGAGCUGACCUAUUCAACAUUUCUGCAAAUCGAUCGAAGCCAGUUGGACCAUCUACUGAUUUACUACUGCCUGCUGAAGGCGAUGGGAAAACCAAGAAAUAUCAUCGAAGUAUAGCUGUAUGGCUGGAUGCCGUUGUAUUUUGGGCCUGCAGUGCUAGAAUCAUGUGGUGUUUCUUCUACCAGCCACAUAGACUUCCCCCUUCUUACGUGAAAUGGAUAUCAUCCCUAGCCAACCUAGACAAACGGCUGUUGGACGCCUUGCGUGUUAUGCGUUCUAAAGAAUGGGUCUAUGGGCACAGUUCCUCCCAUUCUCACCUCUUGAUGUCUUAUGCCAAGGACCGCGGAUACCCUUCAUCUUGGGGCAAUCCACAUGUCUUGCCUGCAUGUGGUACAGGUGCAGAUAUGGUCUGGAAGGCGCUUGGCGUGCCUGGCCGGGGUGGUGUGGGCGGAUUGCCCUGCGAGCUCCUGCAUUCCCGUGUUACAACGCGGUGGGGUCUCGACAACAGCUGUUUAGCAAAUGUUGGCGUGAGAUUUUCCUUGGCGUUCAUUGAGGCUAUGGCUCUAUACCUGCCUGUUCACUUUCUCCCUCUCCUUUUUACUCGCCCUAGCUCCAUCUUCCAGCGUCAUCGCGCCAUUCCCGCUCUCCUGGCUGCGAUCCGCAGUGCGACAUUCCUCUCCACUUUCCUGUCGUCAUAUUUCUUCGCUGCCUGUCUCACACGUACCUUAGUGCUGGCAAAGCUGUUUCCAUGGAUCCCUCAUGACGUGUGGGAUGGGCCAUACGGUAGUAUUCUCGUGGGAUCACUAACGUGCGGUUGGAGUAUACUCAUUGAAAACACGCGGAGAAGGGGAGAGAUGGCGUUAUAUGUGUUGCCCAGAGCCGUUAAAGCAUUUUUACCGGCCAAGUGGACUGCAGGUAAUCAUGCUGGUGCGAGGCUAGCUGAGCGGUUAGUAUUCUUAAAGAGCAUUUUCCUUGUGAUGCUGAUGGAAUGCAACAGAAUCGUAUUUGUUCUGUCGCUGGCUUCACUGCUCACUCUUGCAGUCCAUGAACCAGAAUCUCUGAGAGGUCUGUCGCGAUGGACCCUAGCUUUUGUCAUGAAAGGGUCAAAUGCUGAGUUCUGGAAGAAACGUAAAGAACAGAUUGAGACUUGUCCUCAGACGCCUAUCUCUCCGUCCUCCAACUCAAUCUCCACGCAAAGCGUCGAUCGUUUGUAAGACGUUCCACAAUACCAACUUAAUCCGCGGCAAUUCGACUCUGGGAC
This is a messenger RNA of Suillus fuscotomentosus, 1990 nucleotides long. RefSeq lists its product as uncharacterized. The transcript is spliced from 5 exons. Bases 72 to 1943 code for a protein of 623 amino acids. NCBI's taxonomy places the organism in Eukaryota, Fungi, Basidiomycota, Agaricomycetes, Boletales, Suillaceae. The record is from RefSeq and is a predicted model, not a curated record.